This is a messenger RNA of Oryza sativa Japonica Group (Japanese rice), 1036 nucleotides long. RefSeq lists its product as uncharacterized. The record is from RefSeq and is a predicted model, not a curated record. NCBI's taxonomy places the organism in Eukaryota, Viridiplantae, Streptophyta, Magnoliopsida, Poales, Poaceae.
AUAGAGAAAAAGCUCCCUUCUUUCUUUCUCUCUCUCUCUCUCUCUUCCUACCAAGAUCCCUCUCUCUCUCUCUCUCUCUCUCUCCAGCUUCAUAGUCCAGGCGUCAGCUUCAGCCCGGGGCUUAAGCGAACUGCGGGAUUUGCUAUCCCGGGCGCGAGAUCAAAUUCACGAAGAGAAAGAGUUUUGCCCUGCGCGCCCGUUGAAUUUUCUAACUCCAGGAUCCAGGAGAUACCAUAGGAGACAACGACAGCAAUUUCAGCUGCAUCAUAACCAUGAGUCUAGCUUGUCUAGUAUGCCAUGGCAUGAGCAGCCCCUCGCACUCGUUUAGGAGCUAUUCGGUCUCAAGUUCGGAGGAGGAGAACAGGUGUGGAGCUGUUGUUGCCUGCCUAACACGGCGAGUAAUGCCUGCUGGAACCGCUAACACUGUAGGGACGUCGAAGGUGACACCUUUUCCUCUAAUGGCUGCUGGCCAAGGCACUGAAGGCGCUCCUCGACUUCAACGAAGCCGUGCUGUUUCAAGGGAUCUUGUCAGGGACUGGAACUUUGAAGAGAUUGCUAUCAGGAACUAGAGUGAGUAGGGUGUGCUAGCAGUUCUUUCCAGGUUGAGCAUAUGGCACUAUCCUUUGGCAGCAGAUUUCGAGUGACUUGAUGUACAUUUUCUAGUAUACAUCUGGAUAUCUAGGUACUAUAUCAGUACGCAUUCAAUCGAGAGCAAAUUAUUAAGAGUACUGGUGUAUGUACUGGUACUCCUUUGCAGAUGAAAGAGUACUGGUACUUAGAGAGACAGCAUUUGUCAUGUUAUAUACUAGUUACCAACCUGUGUAGUUACAUCAAUUUUUCAGGGCCUUUUCUUUUCACUGCUACCAAAUAUGAAUUAUAAAUUAAGGGGGUUUUUUUUGUCUCUUUAGAGAUCAGGAGUGAUCCCUGUUGGUGCCGUAUUAAGUCAGCUGGAGUAUUUUUCACAGGUCUUGGAUGUUGUAGGUUUUUGAUGUAUUGGUGUCAACUGUUAAGCAUCGUCCUGCGAGACCAUGAAGAA